Eptesicus fuscus (big brown bat) is the source of this 1281-nucleotide messenger RNA. RefSeq names its product transcription elongation factor A2 (gene TCEA2). Gene Ontology annotation, biological process: DNA-templated transcription; transcription elongation by RNA polymerase II. NCBI's taxonomy places the organism in Eukaryota, Metazoa, Chordata, Mammalia, Chiroptera, Vespertilionidae. Gene Ontology annotation, molecular function: nucleic acid binding; zinc ion binding. Gene Ontology annotation, cellular component: nucleus. The record is from RefSeq and is a predicted model, not a curated record. Bases 152 to 1087 code for a protein of 311 amino acids. The transcript is spliced from 10 exons.
GGGGCCAAGGGUUUGAACGGAGGGUCUCCCUCCCGCGGCAAGGCUGCGUCGGCGGCGGCGGGUGCGGGAGGCGGUGACGGCCGGGGGUUGGCGUCUGGGCCGAGAGGCUGAGGCUGGCGCGGCGGGCGCUGGGGGCGCUGCCCCUGAGGCAAUGAUGGGCAAGGAGGAGGAGAUUACGCGCAUCGCCCGGAGGCUGGACAAGAUGGUGACCAAGAAGACCGCGGAGGGAGCCGUGGACCUGCUGCGGGAGCUGAAGGCCAUGCCGGUCACGCUGCACCUGCUUCAGUCCACCCGGGUCGGCAUGUCCGUCAACGCCCUGCGGAAGCAGAGCUCGGAUGAGGAGGUCAUCGCACUGGCCAAGUCGCUCAUCAAGUCCUGGAAGAAGCUCCUGGCCAGCCACACCCCUCCUUUCUGGGCACUUACAGAUGCUUCAGAUGCCAAAGCCAGGGACCGGAGGAGGGGCGGGCCUCUGCCCACGUCAUCCUCCAAGGAGGGCUCCGAGGCCAAGGACUCCAGCCGCAAGAGGCUGGAGCUGCCGAGGGUGCCGCCGGCCCCGAGGAUGACCACGUUUCCCCCGGUGCCGGUCACCGGCGACGCCGUGCGGAACAAGUGCCGGGAGAUGCUGACGGCCGCCCUGCAGACGGACCGUGACCACGCAGCCGUCAGUGCAGACUGCGAGAGCCUGUCGGCCCAGAUCGAGGAGUGCAUCUUCCGGGACGUGGGGAACACGGACAUGAAGUACAAGAACCGUGUGCGGAGCCGCAUCGCCAACCUCAAGGACGCCAAGAACCCUGACCUGCGACGGAACGUGCUGUGCGGCACCAUCACGCCCCAGCAGAUCGCGGUGAUGACGUCGGAGGAGAUGGCCAGUGACGAGCUGAAGGAGAUCCGCAAGGCCAUGACCAAGGAGGCUAUCCGGGAGCACCAGAUGGCCCGCACCGGGGGCACCCAGACAGACCUGUUCACCUGCAGCAAGUGCAGGAAGAAGAACUGCACCUACACGCAGGUGCAGACCCGCAGCUCCGAUGAGCCGAUGACCACGUUUGUCGUCUGCAAUGAGUGUGGGAACCGCUGGAAGUUCUGCUGAGCCCUCGUGCAGAUGUGCCUGCAGCGGCGGCCAGCGCUGGCCGCCCCUCCUCGCCUCCUGUGGACACAGCCUCUCUGGAGCCCUGCCUGUGCCUUCCCGGCUGUCCCCAGAAGGCAGACACCUGCCCCCCCGCCCCCCCCCCCCAUCUGCAGCGCACCUUUCUCCAGACUAUUAAAUGUUUCUUUUUGCCACCA